AUGCCGUGUCCCAAGGCCCUCUGGUUCUUCAUCUUUGUCCUCCUCACCGCGAGCCUCGCAGCCCCUACGCCCAACCAUAAAGACGCUCCUCUGAAAUGCCAUCCCAACUCGUUCGCAGCGGUCCUCGGCACCCUUGCGAAAGACCCUGAUGGUGCUCUUCGUCUGGGCCCCGACGGCAUCUUGCGCAGUUUCGCCGUCAACGGCUCCGUCAUCGACUCCCGCAAUCUCUCCGCUUCGACGUUCCCCAGCUUCGCAUCCGAUACGGUGCUCCGCCGGCGCCGCGCCAACACGCAUCCGUCCCCGAUGACAACCGUUCCGCCACCUGGCAUCAGAUUCGGAGGCACCGGCCCAUCUCAGAUUGACCCUGAGAUGCUCGGCGAGUGUAGCCCGCCGCUUGCGUGUCACAACAGCACGAGCUGCGGGGGCGGCUGCGGUUCGUGUACGUAUCUGGGGUUCUUUCCCUACGGCUUAUGCCUAGCUGGAUGA
Messenger RNA from Ilyonectria robusta, 486 nucleotides. RefSeq lists its product as uncharacterized. The coding region runs from base 1 to 486 and encodes 161 amino acids. The transcript is spliced from 2 exons. The record is from RefSeq and is a predicted model, not a curated record. NCBI's taxonomy places the organism in Eukaryota, Fungi, Ascomycota, Sordariomycetes, Hypocreales, Nectriaceae.